Messenger RNA from Zalophus californianus (California sea lion), 1343 nucleotides. RefSeq names its product gem nuclear organelle associated protein 7 (gene GEMIN7). Gene Ontology annotation, biological process: spliceosomal snRNP assembly. Gene Ontology annotation, cellular component: SMN-Sm protein complex. Gene Ontology annotation, molecular function: RNA binding. The record is from RefSeq and is a predicted model, not a curated record. The coding region runs from base 572 to 967 and encodes 131 amino acids. NCBI's taxonomy places the organism in Eukaryota, Metazoa, Chordata, Mammalia, Carnivora, Otariidae. The transcript is spliced from 6 exons.
CCCGGGCCUCUGCAGCCGGGACGCCGGCGGAAGUGGGAGCGCCGGCCGUCGCGGACCUCGGCGAUGUUUGAGCAGCGACCUGAGUGCAGUGAGGGAGGAAGGUGAGCCAUGGAUCCGGAAAUAUAGAUGAGGAACCAGAGCAGGGAGGCUGCCAUAGAGUCGCAGUGACCUGCCCAGAUCCCUGGUAAUGAAUCUGGGAGGGCUAAGAACCCCCCGGGCUCCCCGAAUCCACACCUUCAUCCUCUCUGCUGCGGGGGUCCUUUCUUGCAAGGAGCUCACGGGUGAGCUGCAGACACAGGAAGAGCCUCACAAGGAAAAGGUUCAUCUUAAUCUCCCCCGCACGAGAAGCUACCGUGAACCACGCGCCCCCAUCCUGCAGGAGCCUGUCGCAUCCUGAUAACCCGCUGAGGUCACCCAGCGAAGCGGGCCUGUGAGCUCAAUCUCCACUGCAUUCGUUCAUGCAGGAGCAGUGUUGAAGGGGCCGGGUCUUUGUGUCCCUGCCACACAGGGCUCCAGGAGCUGGGGAUACAGCCGAAGGCAAGAAGCGAGGCCGCUGCCCACGGCCAGGACAAUGCAGACUCCGCUGACCAUUCCUGUACCUGUGCUCCGGCUUCCCCGCGGCCCGGAUGGCUUGAGCCGCGGCUUUGCCCCAGAUGGACGCAGGGCCCCCCUGAUGCCAGAGGGUCCCGAAGCCCCGGGGUCUGCCGUAGUUCGAGACUCUCGGGAAUCCCAGGAACAGCAGGCACGAGCUGCACUCCGGGAACGCUACCUCCGCAGCCUGCUGGCCAUGGUGGGUCACCAGGUGAGCUUCACACUGCACGAGGGCGUGCACGUGACUGCCCACUUUGGAGCCACCGACCUGGACGUGGCCAACUUCUACGUGUCGCAGCUGCAGACGCCCAUUGGUGUGCAGGCUGAGGCACUGCUGCGGUGUAGUGACAUUAUUGCGUACAGCUUCAAGCCCUAAACACGUUACUACGGUCAUCUUUCUGCUUUGGGCCUCGCCCCGGGGCCCCAGCCCUCCACACAUGGUCGUGGGCCCCAGAGAGUUUGGAAUGCCCUUGGAAUUUUGAGCCGAGCUCCAAGCACCUCUGGCUUCCUGGGACCUCCAGGGUGCAGUCAGUAAGAUUCUACAACCCCAGGAGUUCUAGAGCCCGUUGAAGUGAAGGCUCUACCUCACAGAACUAUAAACUCUAAAAACAGGGCCACUUGCCAGUUCCUGAAGACUGGGGGUUGGGGGUGGAAGGCAAAUCGCAGAGUAGGAAAUUGUUUCUUGAAGUUGCAAAGGUCAGCCACCCUGAAGAUACUCUCCUCCUACUAAAGAACCAAUUAUCCCAGGAAAA